Molecule: messenger RNA, 6817 nt
Organism: Lytechinus variegatus (green sea urchin)
Lineage: Eukaryota; Metazoa; Echinodermata; Echinoidea; Temnopleuroida; Toxopneustidae
Exons: 24
Coding region: 15-5084 (1689 amino acids)
Biological process (GO): G protein-coupled receptor signaling pathway; cell surface receptor signaling pathway
Cellular component (GO): membrane
Molecular function (GO): protein binding; G protein-coupled receptor activity; calcium ion binding
Source: RefSeq, a predicted model, not a curated record
UACAGGAAUGCGGAAUGACUGGCCUGUUUUUCUCAAACAAUGACCGAUGCGAUGAAGUCCUCACGUGCCCAGACUUUGCCGAUGAAAAAGCGUGCAGUCAUCCAUCAAUUUUUCUGCUGGAAAACGAAAAUUAUACAAUUGCAUUUUCCGAUAUCAAAGAACGGAUCUACAAUGUAUCACUUUUUAAGACCAACGCCUCGAAUGGAUUUCGAUUAAGGUUUUUGGAUAUCUACCUCAAUUGCUUUAAUUAUUAUGAUAAUAGAGAAUGCGACGAUGCUAUCAUUCAGAUAGGCACCGGAUAUAGUAGUGCUGACAGACAAUCAAUUGUGAAAACAAUUCGUGCUUUCACUUAUUCCGAAGACGAUAUUUACGUGGGAUCCAGUGAGAUGUGGAUAUCAAUCAGCGAUGUUUGGAGAUAUGUCAGGUAUGGCUCAAAGUACUUUACCGGCCAUGGCGAAAUUGAAGUGAGCACUGUCAGGUUGAAUAGUCUCAGUUCCUGUGCCAACUCAAAUCAGGUGAUUUCUCAAGACGAUAUCUGUGACGGAUUUUAUCAGUGCGAUGAUUAUUCGGAUGAAAUACCUUGCGAUUAUACAGAUAUAAUUUUGCAUGAAGGAGAAUCGUUUGGUAUAAACGUAGCUAAUGAUGCACGCAGAUCAUAUAAUACUACAAUACUUCGUACGAAUUCAACGUUGGGAUUCCGAGUGCAUUUUGGCUUCUACUACGAUGUUUGGUAUGGGGCUCGUAUUGCAGUUGGCACUCUUAACAACUCAAGUCCAAUCUACCAAUUGUCCUUCAGCAGUAGCUACUACUAUUCAUAUUAUGAUUAUGGCUUGUAUGUGACAACAAACGAAAUAUGGAUUGCCAUCAUUGGUGGAGAUUAUCCGAAUUAUGGAUUUACGGAAAUCAUUUUCACUUCGGUUGACGUAUCAGACUUGUAUACCUGCCCGGGAAACCCCCAUAUCGGAUUUCCUCAAAGCAAGCUGUGUGAUGGAAGGUAUGAUUGCAGCAACUAUGAAGAUGAAUUGUCAUGCAACCAAUCUUCAGUACUUAUAAACGGCGAUCCGUUUUACUUCAGUGUCUUCGAAUAUCAACGAUUUUACAGAGAUUGGCUCUUCGAAACGAACACCGGAAAUGGCUUUCGUGUUGGAUUAUCGUAUUACGUGGAUUACUGUAAUUACGAAUACUAUGGACAUAAGUUCACCGUUAUUAUUGGGACAGGGAAAGAUUCAUCCAACCAGGGGUCAGUUUUUCAAACAUUCACUAUCAACGAUAAUCAUUGGUCGUACUAUUGGAGAUAUGAGGAGUUGCAUGUUGCGAGCCAAGAUAUAUGGAUUGUUUUGAUUGGUCCACAGUUUGUUGAACAUUAUUACUGCGACAGUCUGUAUUUAGACAUAACUGCCGUUAACAUGUCCGGAUGGAUACCAUGCAAGGAUUCAAGAACAAGUGUGCCUCCAGAUUACGAAUGUAACGGACGGUACGAAUGCGACGAUUACGGAGAUGAAACAUCAUGUGACCAUUCACCGACCAUCAUCAGUGAAGGGGAAUCUUAUGCCAUCUCAGAUUUGGAAUUGUUUGAACGGGAAUACCAUGCCUUCAUUCUACAAACCAACCAAUACUCUGGAUUUCAUAUCAGGUUCCAACACAUCUCUCUUGGCUGUUGUGAAGAGCGUGUGCAGAUCGGAACGGGAACUGACCUAUCUGACGAAGAGUCCGUUAUAAUGUCCAUCCAGGGAUAUACAAAUUAUGUAGAUGAUGUUUAUGUGAAUACUACCCACAUGUGGGUUGUCAUGACUGGUCAGAAGGACUCUGCCUACUAUGACUACCCUAAUGGUCAUGUCGAUAUAAUUGUAACUGCUAUUUCUCUUUCCGGUGGAUGUCUCUCAAACCCCUGCCUUAACGGAGGGACUUGCAAUCACCUUGUUGAUGGCGGAUUCCGAUGUGACUGCAUGGAUACCUUUACCGGUCCCAACUGUGAAAUAGCAUACCCUAAUCCUUGUAUCGAACAAGACCCAUGUGCCCAUGGUGUUUGCAUUAACGUAGGACAAGGACAAUAUCAUUGCGAAUGCCAAGAUAAUUAUGACGGGAUUCAUUGUGAUGAACCAAUUCUUCCAAUAGAGGUUUCUCACCAUCCGUCUAGCCAAAUAGUCAAUAUCAAUGCCAAUGUGAACCUGACAUGCGGUUUCAACCAUGCCAAGCAGUACUACUGGUACAAAAAUGACAGGGAAGGAGAAGAUGGUGUCCUUUUACCUAACAGUGAGAAUCGGAAUCCUUUGACGAUUAUGUCUGUCUCGCACAAUGACAUCGGGUAUUACUUCUGCAGAGGUGAAGGGAGAAAUGGAGAACAUUUGGAGACGUUGCGAGCAUCUGUAUAUCUCAGAGACCUAACCAAUAUACAAGUUUUGAAUGUUCGAUUUGCUACUCCAUUUCGCGAAGAGCUUCGUGACCAAACUUCAAUGAUUUAUAAAGAAACGGCUUCCAACAUCACCAACUUUAUGGAGGAAGGCCUGAGAACAAGUACAGGUCUAGAAGGUGUAUCGGUAGUAUGUAGAGCUCUAAGACCAGGAAGCAUCGAGGCUGAUUUGAAUAUCUACCUUGAUGACACCAAUAUGACGGCACUGGAUACAGAACAUCUAAUCAGUGAAUCUAUUCAAAGUAUGGCAGAAAACUCCAAUGGUUUUCUAGAUUCAUCCGCGAUUUCAGUUCAAAAUAACGCAAUAUGCCGGAAUACAUCAUGGAUAUCCCCUCGUCUCGAGAGGGUCCAAUUUCCAGUUGGCGAAAACGGAACGUGGGCGAAGUCAACAGGAAGAUGUCCAUUCAACACUACGCAUGCUGAUGAGCCUAUUGGACGAGCGCUUUGUAUCGGAGAUGGUAUUUCACAGAGUCAGUGGCAACCUAUGGAUAAUUGUGGACCUUAUAGAAAUGUGACAGAUAUUCUCACACAAAUUGCAGAGGCAACCAUAAGUAAAGAAAACGCAGGUGAAGUGAGUCAACAAGUGGAAGCAGUUUCUUCAAAUGUCGAAGACAUCACAUCAGAUGACGUCACAUUGAUAGCCGAGAUUACAUCGAGUAUUGUCCAACAAAAUGUUACAAAUGAGCAGGUAACCAAGGAUUUAACUGGUACUCUAAGCAACGUAGCAGAAGUGCAAACAGACGUACUCGAAGCUGCGGGGGAUGCAGUUUCUAUAUUAAGAGAAGCUUUUGAGGAGCAAAUCAGUCAAGUUGAGGUUGCCGAUGGUGAGAUGCUCAACAUUCAGCAGCCAAAUGUUGCUGUGCAGAUCCAGAGUGUAUCUGCUGAUGAGGGAAUGGAUGGACUUGUUCUUUCUCUGGCCGGAUCUAGUCUUUCUGAUCUAACCAAGGCCAAUUUUACCAUUAGCGCUCCGACCCAAGGUGACCACCAGGACGAUGACAGUAUUGCUUCCAAACCAGACACCAUCGCACAGGUCAACAUCCCAUCUUCGGUUUCAUCUGCCAUAUCAUCCACGAAUCCUCUUACGGGAUCGUCGUCGAAUGGCAGCGGUGAAUACAUCCGUAUAAACUUCAACGUUUUUUCAACUCCAGCCUUAUUCAUUUCUAAAUCACUGCGUGAAUUCAGCGCAGAUAAUGAAGCCGUAAAUCGGUCAGCUAACACUCCUGUCAUAUCCGUCAGCAUCGGUGGGAGAAAAGUUGAAUCCUUGGCUGAACCCAUUAGCUUUACAUUUUCGACAUUAAUGUCUGGAUAUGUUAAUCCUAUGUGUUCAUUCUGGGAUGAUGAAGAAGCAGAUUGGUCCAAAGAUGGAUGUUCACCUAUUUCAAGAGACGGAUCAACCGAUGAUGAUAAUUACGCCAACUCUGAAUCAACACAGGAUGGUUCUUUUGGUGAGAGAGUGCGCUGUGCGUGUGACCAUCUCACCAACUUCGCCGUACUAAUGGAUAUCCGAAUACAGGAUUCACCAGAGGAAGUGUACAACGUUCUAACCUACAUCGGAUGCUGUCUCUCGAUCCUCAGUCUCCUUGUAACAUUGGCAACCUAUCUUUGGAACAAGAAUUUGAGGACGAAACAGACCAGCCAGAUCUUCAUCUGUCUUUGCGCAACCUUACUGUGUCUUUACAUAACGUUCGUCAUCAUGAUCUCUCUGGAUUCGAGCAGAGAUUACCGUGAGGUUCAAGCAGGACCUUGUGGGUUCCUUUCAGCCCUUGUACACUACUUCGUUCUCUCCUCUAUUGCUUGGAUGGGAGUGGAAGGAUACAAUACAUAUCUUAUCAUUGUGAAGAUAUUCAAUACUUACAUCCCGAACUUCAUGAUCAAGGCAUGUCUCGCUGCAUGGGGAGUUCCUGCACUCAUUGUGCUUCUCACAGGAGUUAUUGCCAGAGGCUCAUAUGCCCAUGAUGACCUGUGUUUUCUACAAUUCUGGGCUCAAAUUGGUGGUCUCCUGAUUCCUAUGUCUAUCAUCCUCGUCAUCAACAUCGUCAUCUUCGUCCUGGUCAUUCGUCAGUUGUUCAAAUCAGCAAAAAUCGCUGGUCGGGUGAAGAGGGAAGCUGAGGUUGAACGUCGAGAGACCAUCGAACGAGUCCAGAAUGCGAUUUGUAUCCUCCUCCUUCUUGGUCUGACUUGGAUCACAGGUUAUUUUCUGCUGAUUCCAUCAUUUAGUCUGGUGGCUCAGCCAAUCUUUAUCGUACUGAACUCCUUCCAAGGACUGUUCAUCUUCCUACUCUACUGCGUCAGGAAACCUCACAUCCGCAAGAAAUGGGGGCUCACUUGUUUGGACAAGAAGAGAGAAGUCAGCACUACUUCUGGUGGUGUUCAAAGCUCACUAAACCCAUCCAGCACAUCAGCUGGUGUCAUGGGCGGCGCGAUUGGAUUGUUGUCUCCGGGUUCAUCUGGUAAUUACACAUUGCCUACAAAUAAAGCGGACCCUGUAUGUCUGCAAAACCCAACAUAUGAAGUAUGGCAGAUUGCGGAAGACGUUGCUCCACCGCUUGACAAUGAUGUCCAGAGUUCUAAAGAGGGGCAGAAGAACAAAGAAAGCGAUGCAACUGAUGCUGGGAUGGUCAGUGUCCACGUUGGUGACCCGGCCCAAGAGACCCGGGAGGAGGGCACUCAGUAGUGCUUAGACAUGAUAAGUAAGACCUAUGGUUAGAUCAGCUAAAGGUGCUGACACCGCUUCAACGAUGUCAGCAACGAGUUGCUUCUACUGUUGAGUCUGGUAAUAACCAGGAUGAAUGUUGAAAGUGCACCGCCGCCAUUCGACAUUCUUCCUUUACAACUAUCAAAUUGACUAAUCAGAGAUACUUUAAUUGCUUAUCUAUAACACUGCCGACUUAUAAAAGAGAUUUUGCUUAACUACUUUCAUAAGUUAUUUUCAUAGCAAGCAUGGUUUCUCAUAUUACAGAGGCCAAGGGAUCGGGCAGGGGGGGGGCUGUCCUAACCUCCUUUUACACUUUUUUUUUCGGUACCGCAAAAAUGUAAAAUGUGAUUAUGAUGCUGCAGCCCCCUCCCCCACCCCUUCAAAUUGUUCUGUGGCCUUUUACGGAUACCGAUAAUCCAGUAGAUAAGAACAAUUUAUGUGAGGUAUGUGUGCGUGUGUGUGUGAUUGUGUGUUAAAUGGCGUACAUAUUUGUAUGUUUGGUGUAGGGAUGAAAAUCGUUUUUUAUUUCAGAAUGAAAUACAGCUAUUGUCAUGCCUGCUAUAUUGAGGUGUAUUACUUGGAAAGGAGAUACAUGUUUUUCUUUGGGAUAUGCAAUGAUUAGUAUUAUGAUUCGUAUCACAGCUUUCCAAAUAAUGACUGCUGCGAUGCAGGACGUAAACACAAUACAAUGUUCUUCAGUUCUUGAUAUAAUUGUGUCUUAACGGAUUUCUAUUUCAUGUAUACAGUGUAUUGUUCAUAUUUGAGGUGAAUUACUCAGCUAUAAAAUACAGCUGAUCAGGUUGUUUCUCGAAAGAAUAAUUUGUUUUUAAGUAUGCAGAAUUAUUGUUUUUCUAAAUGCUGCUGUAAGAAACUUCUUUUUAUUGUAUUACAUUGCUGGAUAAUUGUAGUCGUCUGCAAAGAUAUCGUUGCUAAAUUCAUGUUGUUUUCUACAAUAGACUUAUUUGUUGUCAUACAUUGUACGCGGAUAAAUUUGUACAUUACAUUAUUGAUCAGUGAUACUUGCAUUAUUAAAGUAUAGCCAAUCACUCAUUAUUCUAUCACUAAAAUACUCAGAAUUUUGACGUAUUUAUUCAAGGUUAUGAAUCAGGAAUUCAGCUAAUCAGGUCGUUUCUCGAAAGAAUAAUUGUUUUAAAGUAUGCAAAAUUUAUUGUUCAUGUGUUAUGCUGCUGGAAUAAACUUAUUGUUAUUGUAUUACAUGUUGGAUCGGUGUAAUUAUCCGCAUAAAUAUGGUGGAUAAAUUCAUAUUGUUUUCUACUCCAGACUUAUUUGUGGUCAUAAAUAGUACGCAGAAAAAUUUGUACGCUAUUUUAUGAUUGGUCAGCCAUGGUUGCGUUACUAUGGCCAAUCACUCCGGAUUUUAACACGAAAAUACUCAGAAUUGCCAUGCAUUGCUUCCAGUUUAAGAAUCAGGAAUUCAGCUUAUGUUGUUUUUCGAAAGAAUGAUUUGUUUUAAACUAUGCAAAAUUAUUAUUCUUGAAUAUGCUGCUGUAAUAGUCCUCAUUUUAUUGUGUUACAUGGUGGGUCACUAUUAUCCGCCCCAUAGAUAUUGUUGCUACAUUUAUAUUGUUUUCUACCCAAGACUUUUGUUUGUCAUACUUUGUACGCAGAUAAAUGUGUAUACAAGAUUAUAUGAUCAGUGGUGGUUGCAUUAGGCCUACUAACCAAUCACUCCUGAUUAAAUUGCUAAAAUA